AUGAUCGACUCCUGGUGCGAGUUCUGCGCCAGCGAGCUGGAGAUUCCUCUGUGCACUUGGGUGAUGCCUCUGAUGGGCGAGAUGCCGGAGGUACCAGAGGCCACGCAGUUCGCCAAGGAGGAUGCCCUGCGAGCAAUGACCAUCCUGGACAAGCAUCUGCUGAACAACACCUACAUGGUGGGACAUACGAUCACUCUCGCCGACAUUUCAGUGUGCUGCGCUCUCGUGGACGGCAUGCAGAAAGUGUUCGAUGAGGGCAUUCGCAAGGAGUACAACAACCUGAUGCGAUGGUUCAACCACUGCAUUGCGACGCCAGAGUUCAAGUCCGUGCUGGGCGACGUGAAGCUCUGCGGUAAGGCCGCUGGCGGUGCAAAGGGUGGCAAGGAGAAGGCCGAGAAGCCUGCCCCCAAGGAGAAGGCAGAGAAGCCUGCUCCCAAGGAGAAGGCUGAGAAGCCUACCAAGGAGAAGGCAGCACCCAAGGAGAAGGCCGCCCCUAAGGAGAAGGCUGCACCGAAGGACAAAGCUGGCAAGAAGGACAAGGGCAAGGAGGAGAAAGCUGAGAAGGAGGAGGAGAAGAAGGAGCUGACGCCCGAGGAGCUCGAAAAGCAAAAGAAGGACAAGCUGAAGAAGGUCAUCAAGGAGGGUGGAAAGCGAGGAGUGGAGAUUGAGGGGGCAGCCGACAUGGGCGGCUUACAGUUCUUCUGCACUGCUGUGGACCUUCCGGAGGGGGACCUGGACCUUCUGAUUGCGUCGAUGGAAGCGAUGAACGCAAAGAGCGAUCCGGGUGAGGAGGAGAAGUCAGAUUGGUCUUGA
This is a messenger RNA of Symbiodinium pilosum, 813 nucleotides long. The record is from the annotation of a GenBank genome assembly. Lineage: Eukaryota; Dinophyceae; Suessiales; Symbiodiniaceae.